This is a messenger RNA of Sander lucioperca (pikeperch), 2242 nucleotides long. RefSeq names its product acyl-CoA synthetase long chain family member 5 (gene acsl5). Gene Ontology annotation, molecular function: arachidonate-CoA ligase activity. Gene Ontology annotation, biological process: long-chain fatty acid metabolic process. Gene Ontology annotation, cellular component: endoplasmic reticulum; membrane; mitochondrion. The transcript has 22 exons. Bases 172 to 2223 code for a protein of 683 amino acids. NCBI's taxonomy places the organism in Eukaryota, Metazoa, Chordata, Actinopteri, Perciformes, Percidae. The record is from RefSeq and is a predicted model, not a curated record.
CUGGCAUCUCCUUUUAUUCCCCAUGAGAUCCCUUCUCAGCCUGGCUCCAACCUCCUCUGCUAAUCCCACCAGGAGGAUCAUCUGCUGUGCACACACUCCACCACACACCUGCCUGUCAACUGGGAGCAGAGUGGAACACCUGAGAGGACCAACAGCAGCAGACCUUGCACCAUGGAAUUCCUUUUCCAGGUUCUGUUCUCCCCCCUCCCGACCUCUGCCAUCAUCUCCCUGUUUGCCCUAGCAGCUGCCACCUUGUUUUACCUCAACUCAAGGCCCAGUCCCCUCCGCAGCCCCAUUGACCUCAAAAGGCAAACUCUGGGCAUCAAGGAUGGAGCAAGAAAAACUGCGUUGCUUGAGGAUAACAACAAUCUGAUGUCGUAUUGCUAUGAUGACGCCAAGACCAUUUAUGAGGUCUUUCAGAGGGGUCUGAAAGUUUCAGGUAACGGACCAUGCUUGGGUUACAGAAAAUCAGGAAGGCCUUACCAGUGGCUGAAGUACAAACAGGUGUCUGAUAGAGCGGAGCACCUGGGAUCAGGUCUUCUUCAUAAGGGUUUGAAGCCGAACACUGACACUUUUAUUGGCAUCUUUUCUCAGAAUAGACCUGAGUGGAUUAUUGGUGAACUGGCCUGUUACACCUACUCUAUGGUAGCGGUCCCCCUGUACGACACCCUGGGUCCUGAAGCUCUUGUGUUCAUUAUCGACCGAGCGGACAUCUCCACGGUGCUUUGUGACAAUCAAAUAAAAGCAGAAACACUGCUGCAGUUGCGGGAGACAGGCCAGACUCCAGUUCUGAAAACCAUCAUCAUCAUGGACCCUUUCAACUCCGAGUUGGCCGAGCAAGGAACCAAGUGCGGGGUGGACAUUGUGUUGUUGCAGGAUGUGGAGGCUAUGGGGAAAAGCAAUCUUCAAAAGCCUGUUCCACCAAAGCCAGAGGACCUCGGGAUUGUUUGCUUCACCAGUGGCACUACAGGAAACCCCAAGGGAGCGAUGUUGACCCAUGAGAACAUGGUCUCUGACGCUGCAGGUGUCAUCAAAACCUUUGAUGCAGCAAUUGUUCCAUCUCCUCAGGAUACCAGCAUUUCAUUUCUGCCUUUAGCACACAUGUUCGAGAGAGUCGUACAGACUGUGAUCUAUAGUGCUGGAGGUAAAGUGGGAUUCUUCCAGGGAGACAUCAGACUGCUGCCAGAUGACAUGAAAGCCCUGCAGCCCACCGUUUUCCCAGUCGUGCCUCGACUUCUCAACCGCGUCUAUGACAAAGUUCAGAGUGGAGCCAAAUCGCCUUUCAAGAAAUGGCUGCUGAACUUUGCCGUGGAGAGGAAGUUUGCUGAAGUGAGGAAGGGCAUCAUCAGGAACAACAGCGUGUGGGACAAGCUCAUCUUCCACAAAGUUCAGGAGUCUCUGGGGGGACGAGUGCGCGUCAUGGUGACGGGAGCAGCACCCAUAUCUCCCUCUGUGCUCAACUUCCUCAGGGCUUCUCUGGGCUGCCAGAUCUUUGAGGCGUACGGUCAGACGGAGUGCACAGCCGGCUGCACCUUCACCAUGCCAGGAGACUCCACCUCAGGUCAUGUUGGAGUGCCGCUGCCUUGUAAUGUUGUGAAGUUGGUGGAUGUUGAAGACAUGAACUACUUCGCUUCAAAUGAUGAAGGGGAGGUCUGUAUCAAGGGUAGAAAUGUGUUCAAGGGGUACCUGAAAGACCCGGAGAAGACUGCAGAGGCCUUAGAUGAAGACGGUUGGCUUCACACUGGAGACAUCGGGAAAUGGCUUCCAAGUGGAGUUCUGAAGAUUAUCGACCGGAAGAAGAAUAUCUUUAAGCUGGCUCAGGGGGAGUACAUCGCACCAGAAAAGAUUGAGAAUGUGUAUGUUCGCAGUGAACCUGUGGCCCAAGUAUUUGUGCAUGGAGACAGUCUACAGUCCUGCCUGAUCGCCAUCAUUGUCCCAGACCCCGACGUCCUGCCAGGUUUUGCGAAGAAUCUAGGGUGCCAAGGCUCCUUUGAAGAACUCUGCAAAAACACAGAAAUAAAGAGAGCCAUUCUUUCAGACCUGACAAAACUGGGCAAAGAAGCAGGACUCAAGUCCUUCGAGCAGGUGAAAGACGUGUACCUCCACCCAGAGCAGUUCACUAUCGAGAACGGUCUGUUAACUCCAACUCUCAAGGCCAAGAGGAACGAGCUCAAAUCUCUCUUCAAGCCACAGAUCGACGAACUGUACGCUAACUUCCAAUAAAUGUAUACACCACUAUCUA